Molecule: messenger RNA, 814 nt
Organism: Laetiporus sulphureus 93-53
Lineage: Eukaryota; Fungi; Basidiomycota; Agaricomycetes; Polyporales; Laetiporaceae
Exons: 4
Coding region: 1-543 (180 amino acids)
Source: RefSeq, a predicted model, not a curated record
AUGUUGGACAACUCCGUAGUCUCUGAGACUCCCCAGGCACACGCUGCCGAUGUGGAAUUCAUGGUGAGGCGGGGCAUGACAAAGGGGUACCAGCUCCUGUCUCUGCUUACCCCGCCGCUCUACUCCGCAUUCGCCCUCUCACGUUACGGGAGAGCGCAAUUCACGAUCAAUCGGCUGCUGCGAGCGACAUGGAUAGGGGGCUCUGUUGGUGAGCACAGUAGCAUCGUCGCGGGUGGCGGGUUUGAGUACGCGAGAUCGGCAUACUCAAAUGCGGGCCAGGUUCGGACACGGCGCAUACAUGCAGCAUAUGACACCGCCUCUAUCCGGGCUGACGACCACUCCACCAUCGGUGGCAUUCUAUUCGCUGUACUCACCCCAGCAAUUUUGUGGAAACGUGCAAGCAUUGUAAAUUUAAUUCUGGGCGGGGCGGGUGUUGGCUCCGCGGUCGGGCUUCUCGCACACCAUGCGAGGACAAUUUCCGGAGAUGCAGCGCCGAAGGUUCGGAUACCAGAAAUCUCAUCUCCUCCCACACCACCAGUAUGAGCAUCGCACAUUUGGUGAGUCGGGCGUUACCGUCGGUAGACAAUGAUAUUCAUUGAGAUCAAGUAUCAUCAAUCCACCGCUGUGUCCGUUCUCUGUACCACUACCACGAAUUCACUGUUUUAUAUUGAAGGCACAAUGAAUUUGCUCGAAAGGCACGAACUUAUCAAUCUACAUAUGAGCUUUCAUCGGUCUGUGUUGGUUGUACAUUUUUCCGCAGUCGAACGUUCUAGUCGUGCGAAUCAGUAACUUGAUUCUUCGCUGCGAGAAGAGA